This is a messenger RNA of Emiliania huxleyi CCMP1516, 1533 nucleotides long. RefSeq lists its product as hypothetical. Bases 39 to 1085 code for a protein of 348 amino acids. The record is from RefSeq and is a predicted model, not a curated record. NCBI's taxonomy places the organism in Eukaryota, Haptophyta, Isochrysidales, Noelaerhabdaceae. The transcript has a single exon.
CGUCUGCCAAGCUCCUGCUUCCAGCCCACGAAAGGCCGAUGUCGAAGCCCGUGCCCACCACGGCUCAGCCAAGCAAAAAGUACGUGGCUUUCAAGCGCAGCCAGCUAAAUCCGGCCGUCAAGUCGCGCACCGCAGCGUUCCCGUCUAUGCCAGACGCCGGCUCGCUGUCUAUGCCAGACGCCAGCUCGCUCACGCCCGACUGGGAUGAGCAGUGCGGGAAGUUCGCCUGCCCCAAGUGUGCUCCGCUGUGCGUGCCGAUCCAGAUGUUCAAGUGGUGCUUCAUCAUCCUGCUCGCACCGCUCAUCGCCAUUUGCCUGGUCUUCUCGUCGCCCCUCCUCUUCUGGGUGUCGGCGGGCAAGGACGCGGCAAAGGUGGCCGGCGGGAAGCCGGGCAAAUUUCUCACGGCGGCCAGCGACGUGCUGUUCUGGCUCUUCAUGCCUUUGAUGCUGGAGGAGUACUGCAUCUUCAAGAUGACGGGCUACAAGGCCGUCCCGCUCACUUGGUACGGCCCCGACGGCGAGAAUGGCGAGAAGUUCAGCAUUGACUUCUCCUCCUUCGCCGCCUUCAAGGGCUCGUUCGCCAACAUCUUCUGCGGCGAGUCAGAGAGCGACGAUCAGUCCGGUGCGGGCCCCUCCGGUGCAACCUCGGUGGCGGAGAAGCUCGACCUGUCAAGCCACUUUGGGUCAAUGUCCAGCCCCGGCUUCUCGGCGCUCGCUUGCUUCACGCAGCCGCUGAAGUGGUUUCUGGCCAUUCCGCUCAUCCUGUGCUCCCUCGUCGGCUUCGCCUUCACCAUCUGGCCCUACAUCAUUGUCCGCAGCGUCGGCCCGAAGCCGGGCAACAAGUCGGCCGCGGGUCUCGGGUGCGUUUGCCUGGCGCUCACCUCCCCGGUCCUCGCGUGCGAGAUUGGCGUCGUCUGGCUCAUCGGGCUCAAGCUGCCCCCCCUGGGAACCUUCUGCUGCGAGUCGGUCGAGAAGCCGACCUUCAAGGAUCUCAUCAACCCCCUAUCUGGCGCGAAGAUCUACACUAGCACCGGCGGCGAGGCGGACGAGGCGGACGCUGCGACCCUCCUCUCGGAUCAGAUCUAGGAGGCAGUCCUACCGUGGAGCGGAUUAGGACGACUGUUCAGUGGGGGCAUGGGAUGAGGGGGAGGGUGGUGGGAGACAGGCCGCAUGUGGCGCUGCCGUGGGCGCUCUGAUGCGCGUGUGUCGAGGCAGCAGGGGGGGGGUUGUGGUCGCUACGUAGAGUAACGUAGUCGCGUCGUGGCGACCUGCGGCAGCACCUGGGGCCCACUGCCGGUGGGGCGGCAGCGCCCCCCGCCGGCGGGCGUGUCCCGUGUCGGUUUCGAGCGUGCGCGCGAAGCGGUUCUCUUUUGUAUAUGUGGUGUGACACUCUCAGGUGGACAGAGGACACUCACGCGCACACGAGUGUCGACUGUCGUCAAACACCGAGGCGACGGACUGUUGUUCCUCACUGUGUUGUGUGCUGUGCGCGCGAUCACAUGCUGUUCAUUUUUGUGUGGAGAGUGGAGGACCG